Messenger RNA from Papaver somniferum (opium poppy), 1215 nucleotides. Its product is annotated as 14-3-3-like protein. The record is from RefSeq and is a predicted model, not a curated record. Gene Ontology annotation, biological process: signal transduction. Lineage: Eukaryota; Viridiplantae; Streptophyta; Magnoliopsida; Ranunculales; Papaveraceae. Bases 143 to 922 code for a protein of 259 amino acids. Gene Ontology annotation, cellular component: cytoplasm. The transcript is spliced from 4 exons.
UCAUAGUAACCCCGAAGGCGAGCUUUUUAAGGCAGUGGAGGGGAGGUCUUUAUUCCGGACUCUCAAUUUUUUUUCUCCCCUUUGCGAUUCUCAAGAGAAAAGGAAAACAAACGCCUUCUUCCGAGCAGUCUAGCUAACUAAGAUGUCUACAUCACGAGAGGAAAAUGUGUAUUUGGCUAAAUUAGCUGAACAAGCUGAACGAUAUGAAGAGAUGGUUGAGUUUAUGGAAAACGUUGCCAAAACUGUUAAUGUACAGGAAUUAACAGUUGAGGAACGGAACUUGUUGUCUGUUGCUUAUAAGAAUGUGAUUGGAGCUAGGAGAGCUUCAUGGAGGAUUAUUUCAAGUAUUGAACAGAAGGAAGAAAGCCGUGGGAAUGAAGAUCAUGUUUCUAUUAUUAAAGAGUAUAGGGGAAAGAUUGAAUCUGAACUUCAUAAGAUUUGUCAAGGGAUUUUAGGGCUUUUGGAUUCCCAUCUUAUUCCUUCAUCAACUGCUGCUGAAUCUAAGGUUUUUUACCUUAAGAUGAAGGGUGAUUAUCACAGGUAUUUGGCUGAGUUUAAAUCAGGUAGUGACAGGAAAGAAGCUGCUGAGAGUACAUUGUUGGCUUAUAAGUCUGCUCAGGAUAUUGCUUUGGCUGAAUUGAGUCCCACUCACCCAAUAAGGCUUGGACUUGCUCUUAACUUCUCAGUGUUCUACUACGAAAUCCUAAACUCACCAGAUCGUGCUUGCACUCUAGCUAAGCAGGCAUUUGAUGAGGCCAUUUCUGAAUUGGAUUCCUUGGGUGAGGAAUCAUACAAGGAUAGUACAUUGAUUAUGCAACUUCUCCGAGACAAUUUGACCUUGUGGACUUCAGACAUCGGCGAGGAUGCUGACAAUGAGAUUAAGGAAGCUUCAAAACAUGAUGAGUCCAAGGGUCCAGAAUAACACUGAUGGGUUUGAAGUAAUGAAUGUUUUAGUCUAUACAAGUAGCGGUUAGGUUUUGUUUGUCUAAGAAUGGACCAACUCCUACUUGUGUUGCUAUUUAUGUUUUAUUUAGUAGUUUAGUUAUAGAUUGCUUCUUAGUCUUGUGUGCUUGUGGUUUAAUGGCAUUUCUUCUUGUGAUACAGUCAGAAGAAAAAGAAAAGAAAUGCCUCACAAUAUUUUAUGGUACUGACCAAGUUUGAAAUAUAUUUAUUUUUGCAUGUGAAAUUAUUAGCUAGCCGUUCAUACUUUUAUCA